Messenger RNA from Didymodactylos carnosus, 2960 nucleotides. NCBI's taxonomy places the organism in Eukaryota, Metazoa, Rotifera, Eurotatoria, Philodinida, Philodinidae. The record is from the annotation of a GenBank genome assembly.
AUGGCAUCAGCCAGGUCACCAUCUAUUCGGCAACAGCAAAAACUAGCGUUGGUGGUGGGAAAUAAUCGUUAUGUAACAGAGUCUGUAUCACUCUACACAUGUGUAAAGGACGCCACAGAUGUAGCUGCUAUACUAAAGAAUAUUGGAUUCCAGGUUACAUUUGACACUGAUCUAGAUUGUACAAGUUUUAAAAGGCUUAUUAAAGACUUCAUCAGAAAAGUGCAAGAUGGGGACUUUGUAUUAUUCUUCUUUGCCGGACAUGGAAUGCAGUCAGAUGAUCAGAACUAUAUGUUACCUUGUGACUAUGACUAUGUUAAUAGACGUGACCAAAAUUAUGGGGAACAAGAUUAUCUUCGAGUUUACGCAGUGAACGCUCAAAAUAGUCUGAAACAGAUCACAGAACAAAAGCCAUUUGUUACAAUAUUCAUGUUGGACUGCUGUCGGCGGAAUACUCGUGCAGGUGGUAUACUGGAGAAUCAUGCUGGUUUAUGUCCAAUGAUGGCACCAGCGGAAUCGCUCAUUGUAUUUUCUUGUGCACCAGGAAGAAGUGCAGAUGAUUCACCUGUAAAUGGUAGAAAUGGCGUCUUCACCAAACAUUUAUUGAAACACAUAACAAAACCAGAUGUGGAUGUUGAGUUCAUAUUACGACUCGUUGGUCAAGGUGUACACGAUGAAACUAAAGGUUAUCAACUACCUUAUCGAACAAGUUGCAUUACACAUCCUCACAUCCACUUAGUCUCGACUUCUGUACCACAGCAAAGAGUGAUCAAGAAUAUAACCUCUCAUUGCAUGGUCGGAACAGGAAUCAAUGGUCGAAAUGAUGAAGACAUUGAAAUCUUAGCAGAUAUAUUGAAAGUAAAUAUAACUUUCACUCAACUUCAUCUUCGUUGGAACAAAUUAUCUGAUAGAGGAUGCGAAGCACUGGCUGAGGCGUUGAAGGUAAAUAAAACUCUCACUGAACUACAUCUUGAUGGGAACCAAAUAUCGGACAGAGGGGGUGAAGUACUGAUUAAGUCGUUGAGAGUGAAUAAAACUCUCACUGAAUUACAUCUUGGUUGGAAACAAAUAUCUGAUAGUGGAGGUGAACUACUGGCUGAGGCGUUGAACGUAAAUGAAACUCUCACUGAACUGCAUCUUGACGGAAACCAAAUAUCUGAUAGAGGAUGUAAAGCACUGGCUGAGGCGUUGAAAACAAAUAAAACUCUCACUGAACUGUAUCUUGGUUGGAAUCAAAUAUCCGCUAGAGGAGGUGAAGCACUGGCUGAAGCGUUGAAAGUUAAUAGAACUCUUACACUACUUCAUCUUGGUGAGAACAAAUUAUCUGAUAGAGGAUGCGAUGCACUGGCUGAGGCGUUGAAAGCUAAUAGAACUCUUACGCAACUACAUCUUGGUUCGAACAAAAUAUCUGAUAGAGGAGGUGAAGCACUGGUUGAGGUGUUGAAAGUAAAUACAACUCUCACUGACCUUAUUCUUGAUGGGAACAAAAUAUCUGAUAAAGGAGCUGUAGCGCUCAGAGAAGCGAUGAAAGUAAACAAGACAUUUAGAGUUUUUUUCUAAAAGUAGGUGCCCGCUGGUCAUUGGACUUUUUUAUUUGAUUUUUCGAAUAUAAUUUUUGAUUUUUUUGUUAGUAUAGAACGAAGAAUAAACAUUACUUUAAUGUCGCAGCUGUUGAUAAGCUCCCUCAAUGUUUUGUCACAAAUCGUCAAAGAUACUUUACCGAGUUCUCGUCGUGGACGUAUGCAUGCAGCAUACUUGCUUUAUAGAAAUGAACGGCAACAUAACUCUCUUCGUUUACUGAGAAGGAGAGUUGGUGAAGCCACUUGACUUGGGAAAGUUGAGAUGGAAAAGAGUAUUGCGGCUUAUCCAAGCGUAACGGUGUUACAUUUUUGACAUACUACUUUCCAAUUAUCUCGAGAACUUUAGGAGCUAGAAAGUUCAUUCGCUUUAUGCAUUAGAAUACUGGUCUUUUUUGCCGCGGUGAACAGAUUGCCGAGAAAAUUUAGCUGUAUGCAUAAAAUUAAAUGAAUAUGCCGACAGCAUAAAUCUUACAAUUUGAUUUUAACUUUUCUCUCGACAUAAUCUAUGCGUUUUUUAUACCUUAUUCUUAUGGCCCAUAGCAACGCUCCUAGUGGCGCCAUUAAGCGCCAAUGGUUACGCUAUUGGCUAACUUAUAGAGUAAAUAUUUAGCGUAACUUAUAGAGUAAAAUAUAAUCAAACUUGCUAUUUCUUAAGUUUGAAAUAUUAAAAUUAAAUUCAGCAUACUUCAGCGCAUAGAAUAAGCGUGGAAAAGAUCAAAGAAGGCACUUUUGAUGCUAAUUAAAAAUAAGCGCGCGUCGAACGCAGAAACAGCGUCUAACAUGGACGGCAAUUAUAAUAAUUAGCUGAUUUUCUUUAAAUACGAAAUUGUCAUUCAUGCAAAACGUCCAAAUUGAUGCAUGACUAACGGUUGAGUAAGAAGGCUUCCUACAAAAAAGUCAGAAUUCAGCACGCGUUUUUCACUUAUUUGAAAUCCUUUUUACGCAAUGAUUAUAUCAUGUUUUACUCGGACUUUUCUUCGAGAACAUGUUGUAGUCAAGCUUCGGCAUGCAGAAGUCUCCAUGUGCAAGCAAAAAGUUGUGCUUUGAGAAAUUUUGUUGGAAAUUUGCUUCAAUUUGAGCCAAAAGUACGGAAAACUUACUCCAGUUUUGUGAAAGAAUGGAGUGAGUUUACUCCAGUUUUGGUUGCUCUUUUUACAGUUUUUGCUCAGAUAUUUGCUGUUUUCUCAAAAAAAAUUAGUGCAGCGGUUCUGUUUUCUACUAUAAACUUGACUGAACUAAUUAGACAACAGGCUAUGAAUAACAAUCGACAGAUAAAACAGAAUACCCAUUUAAAUUAUACGUUUAUCAGGCAGUAACAGUGUUUCAUCUGACACUUUACAAAUUCAUUCUCUGUACGAAUAAUUAGAUUCUUCUUGACAGAAU